Cryptococcus deneoformans JEC21 is the source of this 3442-nucleotide messenger RNA. Its product is annotated as ER to Golgi transport-related protein, putative. The record is from RefSeq and is a predicted model, not a curated record. Lineage: Eukaryota; Fungi; Basidiomycota; Tremellomycetes; Tremellales; Cryptococcaceae. The coding region runs from base 165 to 3338 and encodes 1057 amino acids. The transcript is spliced from 7 exons. Gene Ontology annotation, cellular component: spindle; cell tip; microtubule associated complex. Gene Ontology annotation, biological process: nuclear migration involved in conjugation with cellular fusion; establishment of mitotic spindle orientation.
CGGUAAGCCUGCAAACACCUAUACCUACAGCAAUAGGUGCUUUCCGGCAUCUUAAUCAGAUCCCCCGCCUACGGAAAGUAUACUCCGGCCUUUUCGACCACUUUCGCGGCUCGUGCAUAGCUGACAGGUAACUAUUUCGGGUCAUAUACCCUGUAUCGCAUUAAAUGUCGCGCUUACCUCAACUCUCAACUCCUGGACGUCCUUCACCAACAACAGGUAUCCCAACGCCUACUGCUCGUCGUCCGCGAUCAUCUCUCGGUCCAGGCCAAUCCGGCACAGCUGUUUCAGAUGAUCUCAUGGAUAGAGCCUUCCAAGAAGCUUUGAGGAAUCGACCACCAAGCAGUCUCCGGAGCAAUGGCUCUCCCAAUGAACUUUCAGAAAGCACAACAUCAACAUCACAUCUCGCUGCACCCCCUACGGCAUAUGGUCUUGCUGCACCUCGAACUCCAGGGAUCCGCCCUCGUACUCCUUCGGCCCUUGGGUUAGGUGCGCCCGUUACACCUUCUGCAGCAAGCAGGAGUGUAUCUCGAGCCGGACUUGGUGUCCGUUCAUCCCUGUCGACUUCCACAACAACUCCCUUUACCCCCCGCCGGACGUCACUUGCUUCUUCAACCAUAUCUUCUACUCCAUUCGCUCGCCGGUCAGAAUCAAGAGCGUCGGAGAGAGAACCAACUUCUGCAAAGUGGGUACCUACAGUUGGAGAAAGAGUGAGAAUCAGUAGUAUGGGAUAUGAGGGUGUUCUACGGUUUUACGGCACGACCGAAUUCAAAGAGGGUAUAUGGGCUGGCGUAGAGCUUGAGGGAGGUUUUAAGGGAAAAGGGAAGAAUGACGGUACUGUUGAAGGAGUUCAAUACUUUUCUUGCCCACCCAAAUGCGGUAUUUUUGUUACCGCCGUCAAGUUAUCACCACCCACUACCGGUACUUCUAGACCCGCUUCAGUUGCCUCAUCUCACCGUUCAACAGCCUCAUAUUCUCUGUCUGGACGCGCCACCCCUUCCGUCUCUGGACGUGCUACUCCAUCCAUCUCUGGUCGAGCGACCCCUUCUCGUCCACCGUCAGUCACCCCCGGUCGCGUAACACGCACAGUCUCUACAGCUCAUCGUACACGUCCAAGCAUAUCCGGCGCUGACGAUGAAACGCUUCCAGCUCGUACCGCCCUUGGUAACAGCACAAACGCGAAUAACGGCAUCGACUCGCGGAUCACUGCUGGCUCGCGCGCCAGCAGAUACAUCGGUAUGACUGCCAAACAACUUGACAAUGCCCGUGCUGUAACCACAGCGCCAGCAUCAAAGCUCGCUGCUAGCACUUCUACUGUCAAUGGCCAAACACCCAGGGUUUCCCGUGUAUCUAUGGGAAUGGGUGGUACACCUGCCCGAUCUCGGCAAAGUAUGGGUGGGCUUGUUACUCCUCGUGUACGACCUCGAGCAAGUGGAAUAGGAGACAUGCCUCCGCCGCCUAGUCCAGGUAAUAUCAAUCGCGUCCUGACUGCGAGACAAAUAGAAGCGCUCGAAGAGGAGAUUCGUGAACUGAAGAGGCGGAAUGGGGAACUGGAGGAGGACUUAAAAAGGAUGCCCGAGCUACGGGAUGAAGACGUUACUGAGAUGGAGACGUUGAGACAAGAGACGGAGCGAUCAAAACAGGAGUUGGAAUUUUUGAAGACCCAGCUCGAGACGUCUGAUACCAACGCCACCGAUGCGGUCAGGAUUCUUGAAGAACUGCAAGCGGAACAUACCGCUCAACAAGAGGAACUUGAAGCGAAGCUUAGAGAGAUUGGGGACCUCAAAAAAGAGUUGAAACUUGCAAAUGAGAGGGCAGAGGAGGAACUGGCUGCGGGCGCCGAAGCUAGAAAGGAUGAAGUUCAAAAGAUGCUAGAAAGGGCCCAAACAGCAGAAGCCGAAGUGAACUCGAUGCAGGUGCUCGUGGACGACCUCACGGACGCCGGGCGACAGAUGAUAUCACUCAAUGAGACCAAGCAGUUUGAGCUCGAAGAGCGAAUUCGAGAGCUUGAGGAUAAGAAUCGAUCCCUCGAUGAGAAACUUCAAAAAGCUCGUGAAGAGCAAGAAAAGGCCCUCUUGCCUCCUUCCCCUUCUAGUCGUCAACGUGAGGCAGCCACAGCGGCUGAAAUCGACAAUGAAACACUCAAUGCGCAAGUCAAGCAUCUUCAGAACAAACUGAAUCUUUUGGAAGAAGAACUUGAAGAAGCAAGGGCGCAGGCAGAGACUGACGCGGAGACUUGGAAGGGUAAGUUGAACCGAGCCAAGGACGGAGAAAAGGCUGCCAAAGAGGAAAUCGUUGCAUUGAAACUCGAGAUCAAGGAAUUGAAGGAACAGGCGAAUGGAGCUCGAGGGAAGAUUGGAGAACUGGAAGGUGCUCUCAAGGAAAAUCAAGCCGCCCUCGAAGGUGCCAGGGCAGAGAUUGAGAGUCUUCGGACUGAGGCAGCUGAAGCAGCAAGCUUGCGAACGACAUUACAGGCCGCAAAUGCCAACGAAAAGGCAUUGUCCGUCGCUCAAGAAGAAAUCAAGAAACUCAAAACAGAGCUUGCUGCUGCGACCAAUGCCGAGGCCAAGGUCGUCUCCGAUGCCAAGGACCAAAUCAACGAUUUGGAGGCCAAGAUUGCUUCUCUCGAGGCCGAAAUUACCACUCUCAAGCAAACUGCCGAAAGCAACAUCGAAAACAAUCUCCCUACUUCUCGGCCAAAACUUUCCAAUUCAUCGACUUCUUCGGAAGACGCCGAGAAAAAGCUUAUUGGGUUCCAGCAUAUCGUCCAAGAGUUGUCUACUGAGAAUGCUGAUCUCAAGGAACAGUGCGAGAGCUUGAGGGAAGAGAUUUCAUUGAUGAAAGAGGAGGUUAAAUUGUUGGAGGAGGCUGCGGCGGAUAUUCCUGGUGUCCAAGGUAAUCAGAAAGAGUUACUGGCGGCCAAGGCGACCAUCAAAGAUCUUAACCGGGAAGUCGCUGAACUCGAAGCGCUCGUCGAGUCCAAGAUCUACCGCGAAGACGAGCUCGAAACCCGUGCCGCCGAACUUGAACGAGAGAUUGAGCGGUACAGAUCAUCUUCCAAGAGGUCCAAGGGCGAGCCUCCUUAUUCUGCUGCGGCCACUACAUUUUCACAUGCUUCCGAUGGUCAAUCAUCAAGUAUCGCGAUCGGAGGAUCAAGAGGUACCGGAGAAGGUACGGAGAGAUGUGAACUUUGUGAGGGACCUCAUGAUUUGGAUGCUUGCCCUGUGUUUGCCGGGAACGUCUCCACGGAGGGAACUAAGAAGGGUGGCAGGUGGUGCGCCGAUUGCGAAAGCAACGAGCAUGACACAUCAGAAUGCCCUAUGGCAGAAGACGUAUUUUAAUCUCAUCUCUUGUUCCUACCAUCAAUUUUGAAAGAUCCACGUUUAUAUUGAACGGACUUGUGCACUUUUUAGGUUUAGCAUAUUGUAGAGUAGGGUUUCAAUGC